Molecule: messenger RNA, 1496 nt
Organism: Mesocricetus auratus (golden hamster)
Lineage: Eukaryota; Metazoa; Chordata; Mammalia; Rodentia; Cricetidae
Product: cell division cycle-associated protein 4-like
Exons: 1
Coding region: 96-809 (237 amino acids)
Cellular component (GO): nucleus
Molecular function (GO): transcription regulator activity
Source: RefSeq, a predicted model, not a curated record
GCGCUCGCGCGGCGGCGCCAUGGCGACCCUUUGUGGGCGCUGAGUGGCCUCGGACGCCGACCGGGUGGCGGGCCUGCCUUGCGGCGCAGGGCACGAUGUUUGCUAGAGGGCUGAAGAGGAAAUACGGUGACCAGGAGGAAGGAGUAGAGGGUUUUAGCACUGUCCCUUCCUAUAGCCUGCAGCGGCAGUCGCUCCUGGACAUGUCCCUGGUCAAGCUCCAGCUCUGCCACAUGCUAGUGGAGCCCAACCUCUGCCGCUCAGUCCUUAUUGCCAACACAGUCCGGCAGAUCCAGGAGGAGAUGAGUCGGGAUGGUGUGUGGCAUGGGAUGGCACCCCAGAAUGCAGAACGGGCACCAAUUGACCGCCUGGUCUCCACAGAGAUCCUGUGCCGUACAGCCAGGGCAGCUGACGGGGAGCACCCCACUCCUGAACUGGAAGACGGUUCCCUGCAAAUCUCGGCUUCUGAGCUUCCCAUAGUCAGCUCAGCACAGGGGCAAAGGAGCCCUCAGAGCAGCCUCUGGGAGAUGGAUAGCCCACAAGAAAACCGGGGAAGCUUUCACAAGUCACUGGACCACAUAUUUGAGACCCUGGAGAACAAAAACCCCAAUUCCGUGGAGGACCUCUUCUCGGAUGUGGACAGUUCCUACUAUGACCUGGACACGGUGCUGACGGGAAUGAUGAGCGGGACCAAGCCCAGUCUCUGCAGCGGCCUCGAUGGCUUCACAGCUGCCGCCCCCCCUCCCAGCUCCACCUGCAAGUCUGACCUGACGGAGCUGGACCAUGUGGUAGAGAUUCUGGUGGAGACCUGAGAGGAGGCCCUGGGGGCCAAGGACAAGGCCACACCCCAUGGAGCUCACCUGUACCUGACCCAGAGACAGACAAGCACUUGUCCCAGAGCGGGCCCCCGCCUCUCUGACUGACUACAUCCCUGAGGACAGGGCAAGCCAUUGUCAGGAACUGAGCUCUGAAGGCUUUGGGCCCUGGGUUCAUUUUCCUGUUUGUGGGAUCACUGUGGAGGAUGGUGGGCCACAGUUGUGUCUAGUCUUUUAAAUUAGGUAGGUGAACUUUCUAAAAUUAAGUUUUAUAUGUUGUGGGCAAUAUUUUGUCUUAAGAUAUAUUUUUUAAACUUUUUAUACUUUUAGAUUUUUUUCAGCUAUUUUCUUAAAAGUAUAUUUUUUCUACAAACAUCCUCUGCUGCUACAUCAGAAACAUUUAUAACCUAAAUAAUUACAAUUGGUGUGUGUCAUUUUUAAGGUUUAAAUAGAGAAUACUUUUUUGGGAAUGAGUCUCUACACUCCCAAAGCUACAGUGUAAAUGCAGACAGCCAGGUGUCCCGCGAGAGGCUCUGUCGGUCUACAUUGUAGGGAGGGAGUGCCUGAGAUGAGCCGUGCACAGCCCCUGACGGGGUCUGCUCUGCAAGUGCUGUCUUCCUGGGCCUCAGUGCGCAGAUGGUUUUAUUUAUGCCUAUUUAUGUGUAAAUGCCACUGAAGGCUAAA